AUGUUACAGAACCAAUUGCUUCAUUCUCAAAUUAAUGAGUUUUAUUUUGAAAUAGAGGAUGUUAAUAAUAUGCUUGAAGAUAACAAUGAGAUAGAAAGAAGCAGAAUAGAAUAUAUAAAAAGUUUUGUUGAAAAAAUUAAAAGCAAUAACAAUACAACAACAAUAGAUGAUAAUAAUUUUAAUGAUAUU
Molecule: messenger RNA, 189 nt
Organism: Entrophospora candida
Lineage: Eukaryota; Fungi; Glomeromycota; Glomeromycetes; Entrophosporales; Entrophosporaceae
Source: the annotation of a GenBank genome assembly